Molecule: messenger RNA, 729 nt
Organism: Alternaria postmessia
Lineage: Eukaryota; Fungi; Ascomycota; Dothideomycetes; Pleosporales; Pleosporaceae
Exons: 1
Coding region: 1-729 (242 amino acids)
Source: RefSeq, a predicted model, not a curated record
AUGACACAGCCUCUCAAGCACGUAGUUUUCGACGUCGUCGGCACCUGCGUAUCAUUCGACGCCUACUACGAACGCAUAGACUCAGUCUUGGGUGCAAAACUUCGCCAUCAUUACGUAACACCGCAACACUUCGGGUACACCUGGCAGACAGCUGCUGAGCUGGAAUUCACCUUCUUGUCCAUCUCCGAAAGCUACAAGCCUUACAAGGACAUUCUCCGAGGACUAUUCUACCGGACUCUCUGUCUUUGUGGCAUCGCCGAUCCUCGGGCUAUAGCUACUGAAGAGGAGCGGGAACAGUGCAUCGAAGGCUAUUCCGCUUUACAGCUGCGACCUGGCUGUCGGGAGACGUUCCAGUUGCUGCGCGACAACGGCUUUACAGUCUGGUGCUUCACCACCGGAGAUGUGCAACGGGUCAGAGGCUAUUUCGAGCACGCCGGUGUAGACAUGCCGCUGGAGAAUUUCAUUAGUUGCGACAAUACAGGCGUGGCUAAACCCGCUCUCCCCGCCUAUCAGGCUGUAUGGAAACGACUUGGAGCAAACGAUGUGAAAUGGUUCGCUGCCGCGCACAUGUGGGAUGUCGCAGCAGCCACAAAAGUCGGUUUUCGUGGAGCGUGGAGCUCGGUGUACGAGAAGGAAGCUUGUCUCGACGUUUUUAGUGACGUGAAGUUAGAGGUGGUAGCUGGAGGUCUCAUGGAAAUGGCGCAGGAGAUUGUAGAUAAGUCUCAAUGA